This is a messenger RNA of Durusdinium trenchii, 1107 nucleotides long. NCBI's taxonomy places the organism in Eukaryota, Dinophyceae, Suessiales, Symbiodiniaceae. The record is from the annotation of a GenBank genome assembly.
AUGCUUGAAAGGUUACAGCGUCCGCUUGCAACUAUCAAUGACUGCUCUGCGGCUUUGGCAGUGAACGCAGGCUCUGCAAAGGCCUAUAAGAUCAGGGCACGGGCUCAUGCGCAGCUCGAGAAUUGGACGGAGGCACAAUCCGAUUUCCAGAAGAGUUUGAAGAUCGACUUCAAUGAGGCAACAGAGGAGGAAGCGAAGCUGGUAGAGUCAAAACUGGCAAAAGCUUCGGAGCACUUGCAGCGCUGGGAAGUUGUUGGGGGCGCAGACAAAGGUGGUGUUGUGGUGCGGAAGGGAUUCGAGCUGAAGUCUUCAGAGGCUUCUUGCCGACUAUGCACUGGAGCUAUCGUGGAGGAGCUGGAGCUAAGGGGUGAGCGGUUAAGAUAUCGCCGCCUGAGUGGCACCGGUCCAGAUGAAGGAUGGAUAAGUAUCUCCUUGAAGGACAAGGUCUUGGCCUGCCGACUCGCGAACAAGACAGCUGAUGCAGAGAACGAGAACUUUGAAGAAGACGAGCCACCUUUUCCAGAGAUGGCACCCAACGACAUCAAGGAGCUGGAGGAUGAUGCGCUUGAAAAGCAGCAGAUGCUCAAAGCGCAGAGUGCAGAACUGGCUGACGAACAGCAUUUUGAAGAAGCAAUGGAGAAACUCACUGAGGCGAUCAUUGUGGGAUGCGCGACAGCGCUAAUGUAUGGGAGGCGAGCAGAGCUGCUGAUGCGGCUUGGCAGACCUCGUGCAGCGAUGCGCGACUGCUGCCGCGCUUUGGAGCUCAAUCCAGACUCUGGCAAGGCCUACAAGACGCGGGCGCGGGCAAAUUCAAAGCUGAAGCGCUGGACCUCUGCCCAUGCAGACUUCCAGGAGGGCUUGAAGAUAGACUACGAUGAAACUACUUAUGAAGAGUCAUUGACAGUGGCAAGCAAGAUGAAGGAGAUUACAGCAGUGGCCACAGCUCGUCGAGUGAAGGAGGAAGCAGACAGGGAGCGGAAGCAGGCGCCAUCUCUGAAAGAGCAGGAACUACGGGAACAACGCGCUCGACAUCAGGAAGAGCAGCAGAAAGCACAGGUGCGCAAGACUCGCAGCUGUUUGCUCCAUCGAAGCAAGAAAUACACUUGA